GCCCGGCAGCGAGAACGCGAGGAGAAGAAGCAGAAGGCCGAGCAGGGGCUACCGGCGAGGCCGGGGGUGGGCCCGCGCCAGGGCGGCGCGCCGGGGGCGCGGCCGCCAGAGCAGGGCGUCCCGCCGCCGCCGAGUUUCCAGGACAGGCCCGGGGGCCAUCGGUUGCGGCGCGACGGCGGGGAGCUGCUCUUCAUGAGCGGCGUGGCGCAGCGGCAGGGCGGGCACAGGACCGAGAGCGCGAGGAUCCGCAUCCAGUGUCCACACUGCCGUGCUGUCAACGAGGUCACGGCCGCGGCUGGUUACAGGGUCAUAUGUGGCCAGUGCCGGGGAGCCUUCGCCGUGCCGCACUUCCAGGGUGCGCCUGGCAGGCGGCCGUGA
Prorocentrum cordatum is the source of this 378-nucleotide messenger RNA. The record is from the annotation of a GenBank genome assembly. Lineage: Eukaryota; Dinophyceae; Prorocentrales; Prorocentraceae.